GGGGGCCGCGCCCGCGAGCGCGGCGCGAGCACGGCGCGCAUGGCGCCCGCCGCCGCGCCGCGCGCGCGGGCGCCCGAGCUGGAGCAGCGCUGCCGCGUCGUCGUCGCGAGCGCGGGGGCCAGGGCGGAGCGCGCGGCAGUGGAGCGAGUCUUUCGCCAGUGCCGCGUCGAGGCGGUCAGGGCGCCCAGUGGUGUCAACGAGCAGCCGAGCGGCCACGCGGAGACGAUUCGGGGCGCCGCGAACCGCCUGGACGCUGCGAAGACUCUAUGCCCAGGCGCCGACUACUACGUGGCCAUCGAGAGUGGCCUCCUGGACGUGCCCAUACCGUCCGUCGGCGAGGGCGUCGCGGUGCCGCGGCACUUCGACACCAGCUGGGUGCUCAUGGAGCGUGGCACCGCGGGCGGCCUGCGGGCGGCCGCCUCCUCCGCGGGCGUCGAGCUGCCCGCGCGGGACGUCGCGGCCGCGAAGGACCGCGGGCUGCCCGGCAGGCGCGCGGCGGCCGAGGUGGCGGAGCGGGCCGGGCUGCUGGACGGCAGGGACCCGCACGCGUGGCUGACAGCGGGGCGGCGAGACCGCGAGGCCCUCCUCGGCGAGGCCAUCGCGGUCGCGCUCGGGCAGCUGGACUUGCUCCGAUGACUCGCUCCUGGACUGGCCGGUUGCAUGCGACGCCGCGCCCGCUGUCCGCCGCGACGCCGUGCAGCUUCGUGUGCGGGGAGGGGUGUCGACGAUGAUUGUGAGGAUGACCUUGUUUGCCACGGCGCGCCAUGACUUGCCCCGGAGAUGACGCCUUUGCUUGCCACGACUCGCCCAGACGAUGAUGCCCUCGGGCCGCCCCCACGAGGGGAGCGACAGACCUCUUCCAGACGGGAGGCGGCCCGCGCGGGCGCGCCUGCCGCUCCCCCCCCCCCCCCCCGCGGAGAGGUAGGUCGCCCGCGCUGCGGAGGCUGAGGGCCCGGGCGCGCGCCUGGUGCGCGCGGCCGGCCCGACGCUGUCGCAGCGUAUGAACUGAAAGGGAA
Molecule: messenger RNA, 1016 nt
Organism: Prorocentrum cordatum
Lineage: Eukaryota; Dinophyceae; Prorocentrales; Prorocentraceae
Source: the annotation of a GenBank genome assembly